AUGGCUUCGGAAAAUGAAAUCACUGCCCUAGCAGUGCACUCUAACAAGGAAGACCUAACGACUGAAACCAACGUGGCUAACAAGGAUGAGCCACUCUACUCCGAGACCACGACCAAUCGCCGCAAUCCCGUCGGAUCACGACUGGGCUCCAUCAUUAGAUCUUUUGAGAACCAGCUCGUCGAGUAUAACCUGGAAGCACGGGGCAUUGAAAGAGUUGGUGUGGAUGAGCGCAUGAAGCGCAACACGUGGAUGUCGUAUCUGCAAGUCUUCUUGCUUUGGAUCUCCAUCAACCUUGCGCCCAAUAACAUUACCCUCGGGAUGUUAGGGCCUGCCGUGUAUGGUCUCAGCUUUCGGGACUCGGCACUUUGUGCUGUUUUUGGCGCCUGUCUUGGUUCCAUCGUCUCCUCUUGGAUGGCCACGUGGGGUCCUGUUUCCGGGAUUCGGACACUGGCCUUUGGAAGGUAUUCGAUGGGAUGGUGGCCUAGCAAGAUCAUUGUUCUAUUGAACCUCGUUCAGAUGAUCGGAUAUGGCUUGAUCGAUUGUGUUGUUGGCGGGCAAAUCUUGUCUGCUGUCUCCCCUGGCGGCAUGUCCGUAGCUGUCGGUAUCGUGAUCGUCGCGGUUCUCAGCUGGGCUGUGGCUACGUUCGGCAUCCAAGUCUUCCACUAUUAUGAACGGUUCGCCUUUUUACCCCAAGUAAUUGUGGUCUUCAUCCUUUUCGGGGUGUCAUCCGUGAAAUUUGACUUGUCAACCGCUUCUAUCGGCGACUCUAGGACCAUAGCUGGCAAUAGGCUAUCCUUCUUCUCCAUCUGUGUGAGCGCUGCAAUCACCUACGCCCCACUAGCAGCAGACUUCUUUGUCUACUACCCCGAAAACACCUCUCGCGUGAAGCUAUUCAGUCUAAGCCUGGCUGGCCUGCUCGUAUCCUUCACUAUGGCUCUAGUCUCCGGCGUCGGGCUGGCCUCGGGCAUCUCCACACACCCAGAGUACGCCGCCGCCUACGAGCAAGGCCAAGGAGCACUAAUCGUCGAAGGAUUCGGCCCGCUACACGGCUUCGGCAAAUUCUGCUCUGUCAUCUGCGCCUUAGGCCUGAUCGCCAAUACCGUCGCGCCCACUUACUCCUCCGGUAUCGACUUCCAGAUCCUCGGUCGCUAUGCUGAGGCAGUACCGCGCGUCAUCUGGAAUACCAUUGCUGUCAUUAUCUAUACCGUCUGCGCGCUGGUUGGCCGCAGCAACCUCUCUGAGAUCUUCACCAAUUUCCUCGCUUUGAUGGGCUACUGGGUUGUCAUCUGGAUUGCUAUUGUUCUUGAGGAGCGGUUCAUCUUCCGUCUUCGCACUGGGUACAACUGGGCGAUCUGGCGGGAUCCUUCAAAGCUGCCCCUUGGAAUUGCGGCUUUCAUCGCCUUUAUUGUUGGUUGGGUGGGCGCCGUAUUGUGUAUGGCGCAGGUGUGGUACAUCGGACCCAUUGCCAAAUUGGUCGGCGAAUACGGAGCUGAUAUGGGAAUCUACGUUGGGUUCUGUUGGACUGUCCUUGUUUACCCUCCCCUCAGACUUAUCGAACUUCGCUUCGUGGGUCGUUAG
Messenger RNA from Penicillium griseofulvum, 1578 nucleotides. RefSeq names its product purine-cytosine permease family protein. Gene Ontology annotation, cellular component: plasma membrane; fungal-type vacuole membrane. The record is from RefSeq and is a predicted model, not a curated record. Gene Ontology annotation, biological process: transmembrane transport. NCBI's taxonomy places the organism in Eukaryota, Fungi, Ascomycota, Eurotiomycetes, Eurotiales, Aspergillaceae. Gene Ontology annotation, molecular function: transmembrane transporter activity. The coding region runs from base 1 to 1578 and encodes 525 amino acids. The transcript is spliced from 6 exons.